CCCGUUACGAUUGAAGCUUCCUGUGGUCCCCAGCUCGGCCUGUCUACGCUGCAAAAGACCCGCUAAGCCUCGACCAGACCCCCUGCUCGCUUUUAUUAUAAAGUCUACCGCGCCCUGCGGCAGGACUUUGUAAUUUUCUGGACCGUCCGAGUCAGUGACUAGGGCGUCCAGAGUGACUCCAGCCAGGCAAAAUGAAUCCGAUAUCUCUUUUCCGCUUCGCCCCGUCCCAGCCCAGCGCCCUGCUCGUCUCGUUCAUCUUCAGGAUCAAGUCUACCGAAACCAACACCAUUCUUUACUCGGCCGUCUAUGCUAUGAACUGAAUAGUCUAUCUUACUCCGAAUCACCACUUAGUCUCUCGACCGCUUUCUGCCUUGUCUCCGGUCCGGAAUAUGCAUGCCGUUUCCCAUUCUCUCGCCCAUCGUGGCCCAGGUGCAACCCGCGCCCGGGCUCGGUGGCAGCCUUACGCCUCUCCGUCGCCUUCAGUUUCAUCAAGGUCUUCCGUCUCCAGCAAUUAUCCAAAUACCCCGGCCUCGUCUGUAACAACAUCUCCAGCCUCUACUUAUGCCCCUUCUAUAUGCGACUUCGAACGACAACAGAACCCGCUUCCAAAUCCUCCUUCCACAUCUCAAGCGCCCAAGGAGGCGCAUUAUCGGGACACGCAAAGAGGCAGAUAUUUGACCAGUCUCAUCGACCAGGCCGUCAAAUCGUUAUGCGAGAUUUGGCAUCCUGCCGAUAUCCCAGUCGUCUUCCAGACCUCCGCCCGCGUCCCGUUCUGCGCCCCUUCUCAGACCACCACCGCUCCCACCACCAAUCAGUAUUCCCACUCUCACCACCAUACACGAAACAUACAACUUCUUUCUCCAGUCUCUCCAUCCUCCCCGUGUUCGCCUUCCUCCCAGUCCUCAACAUCCUCUCCUUCCGACUCGUGCAUGGGUGGCCCGGCAGCGGCCGCCCAGUGUUCCAAAAGCAACUUGCUUCCACUACGCAAUUUCGUACACGAAGUCCUCCGCCGUUCCAAGACUUCCGGGUGCGUGCUUCAGACGGCGCUAUGCUACCUCGAAGCCAUCCGGUGCAAGGUCCCCGAGUUAAUGCGAAAGGAGAGAGAUGGCGAGGGAGCCAAGGGCGAGUCGGAAUCGGCUAGCCGCAUCAUCUUUCCCGAGGAAGAGGACGCCGAAGCCCUCGGCGUCUCUCUUGAAUCAAUCUCAAGUAAGUGCUACGUCAGUCCAGCAACCACCUCGUCGGGCGACGAGCAAGAUACGGACGUGAUGGACACCGUGCGCAUCCAAGACGGGUGUGCUGCGGCUCCUCAGUCCCAGUCUACCGCUGGACCCUCGACAUCACUCGCGGAAUCGUCUACUCGCUUCGCCGGGUGCCAUCCGUGCAUGGAAGGGAUACAGAAGAAACCAAAAGGUCCCUCGGCGCCGCUCCCACCUCUCCCGCGGCUGCCGUCGCCCCUGCUCUGCCCGCGCCGCGCAUUCCUCGCGUCGCUCAUUCUGGCAUCGAAGUUCAUGCAAGAUAAGUGCUAUUCUAAUCGCGCAUGGGCCAAGUUGUCUGGUCUCCACCCCCGGGAGAUUGGUAGAUGUGAGCGCGCGUUGGGCGAUGCGCUCGAGUGGAGGCUGUGGGUUGGGAAGGCGCCGACGAAGUCGGAGAGCGCCGGCGCGCGCGGCGUUGCUAGGUGCAAGAGCGAAGCCGAUCUCGGGCCCCCGUCAAGGAGCUCCGACUUACCUUGCUUCAACGCCUACCCGUCCUCUGCGCCGAGUCAGUUUAACGCAAGUUCCGUGGAGUGGACUGCCUGGCCUACAGUUUCCAACAGUGCUCCUCGUCCGAAUAUGCUGAGAAGGAGCUCUACGGUGCCGGCCCUUCCUACGGGGACCGUUAGCGAAGAGUACUCCAUGUUAACCUCGAUGGGCUACAACCCUCGCUCUGGGGCGUCCAGGCAGCCAGCACACGAUGCAAUCGCGACCUUCAACGGUGCCUCGGACAUGUCCUCAUUGGCAGCUAUCUUUUACGAGAGUGCAUUCUCCAAUGGCGAGGGUUGCUCGUCUUGGCCUGGGGCAGCGGCGAACGUGGACGGCUACCAGAGGAGGCCGUGGGCCGCCCCAGUCGAAGAUAACAGCCCUCCGACGCCGACGCUGAGCUACUCGCCAUCGUCAACGACGUCCUCCGAGUCGUCCUCUGACGGCGAUCGGACGAUCCAGAUGACGGCGCUCUCGGAUGCGGAUGUGCCGACGCACCUCCUGCAAUUCCCCCCGCUGCUCGGCGGCGGGUUCCCGGGAGCCGCCGACUUCAUGAAGGCGACGUCCUUCCCUUUGUCGGUUCCUGUCGUUGUAGGGGGCAAUGGAGCUCAGUCUACAGUGGACAUAUCCUGGUUCCACCAAGCUUCGAUGGUGUCCUCGUCGGGCGCGCUGGGUGUCCACAUGCUGGGAGGAUCCGUGUAUCAACAAUAGUCUUGUAUUUAUGUACCCGUUUUUGAUCUCGUAUCGUAUCGUUUCUCUUUUCUUUGCUCUGCGUACUCUUAUGGUUGCCCUAUGCCCCCUGUAGUUCUUUACUCUGCUUCCUGGAUGUUUGUGGGGCGUUGUACAUAGUAGAAAGUUGGUUGCCUGUUUUCGUAUGCUAUUGACUUCAGUCCCACGAAUAUACGGAUAUUGGCUGUCGGUCCAGGGUUGGGCGUGCUGUGGCCGGUCGUGUAGGCUCUAGUGUACUUAGAUACCCUCAUAGAAUUCUCUUGCCGGACAAUCCAUGAGCUUCUGCAACAUGGGUGCCACUGUUACCC
This is a messenger RNA of Gloeophyllum trabeum ATCC 11539, 2773 nucleotides long. RefSeq lists its product as uncharacterized. The coding region runs from base 390 to 2447 and encodes 685 amino acids. Gene Ontology annotation, biological process: regulation of cyclin-dependent protein serine/threonine kinase activity. The transcript has 2 exons. Gene Ontology annotation, cellular component: nucleus; cyclin-dependent protein kinase holoenzyme complex. The record is from RefSeq and is a predicted model, not a curated record. Gene Ontology annotation, molecular function: protein kinase binding; cyclin-dependent protein serine/threonine kinase regulator activity. NCBI's taxonomy places the organism in Eukaryota, Fungi, Basidiomycota, Agaricomycetes, Gloeophyllales, Gloeophyllaceae.